Messenger RNA from Temnothorax curvispinosus, 1832 nucleotides. RefSeq names its product protein ALP1-like. Lineage: Eukaryota; Metazoa; Arthropoda; Insecta; Hymenoptera; Formicidae. The coding region runs from base 413 to 1735 and encodes 440 amino acids. The transcript has 3 exons. The record is from RefSeq and is a predicted model, not a curated record.
AGGAAUUUUUAUAUUCCAAACUAUCUUUCGGAGGAGACAUUGGCCUAGUUUACACCGUGCGACCUAAUCGCGACCUGACCUAUGCCCUGACCUAAAAUAGGCUUCUAAACAAAACGUUUACACCAUGUAGACCUAUGAUACUUUUGGGUCGAAUAUAGGUAAAAAUUUAGUCCUCAUCUAAAUGCCAUCUGUUGAAGAAGAUUGAAAGGUUUACGGACUUAUACAUAACCAAUAUCGUUUGUACACUUCGUACUUGCGCUAUAUAACCCAAAGGCAGGGUUGAAGGCGCUUUGCUCCUUUCCAAAGGAGCAGAAACCAAAAAAAAAAAAAAACACUUUGUACUUUGUAUCGUGUCGAUCGUGUCUAUUUGCUGUGUUUGUUGAAGAAAUAUAUUUGAUUCAUUUUCAUCACAAUGAAUGCAUUACAGUAUACGGAACUUUUUAAAAGUAUGAUACAAAUGAUGGUAAUCGAAAAUAAUAAACGACGAACUGCAAGGUUAUUGAAAAUUAUACAUAGAAGACAGCAAGUAUGGAAAAGAAUUCAUUUACAAAUUAAAAGAUCCCUGAAUCUGAUUAUGAAUGUACAACAUCAAAUGUUGCUACCACCUAUGAAUCUUGCGGAAUUCUGCUUUGUCUCGAAUAGACGUCUUUGGAUGAAACGUAGAAGUUAUCAUUUUUGGGAUGACAUCGUUUUGAAUACAUAUGAUGAUGCACAGUGGCUUGAAAGUUUUAGAAUGCGCAAGGAUACAUUUAAUAAAUUAUGUGAUAUUGUUAAAAGAGAAUUAGAACCAAAACCUAUUUUUUUAAAGUCCAGAGAACCACUCUCGGUGCAAAAACAAGUGGCUGUUGCUCUAUACAAAUUGGCAAGUUGUGCAGAGUAUCGAGUAGUCGGUAAUAUUUUUGGUAUCCACAAAUCUACGGUGAAGAAAUGUUUAUAUAAAGUUGUGAAUGCCAUCAAUAACGUGAUGAUGGCAGAUUACUUACAUAUGCCGAACGAAUUCGAAGCUGUUGAAAUAGCAAAUAAUUUUGAAAAGAGAUCUCACAUACCCCAAAUUAUUGGUUGCAUAGACGGAUCGCACAUACCGAUUCUGGCUCCUGCUGACGGCUAUAGAGAUUAUGUGAAUCGAAAGGGCUGGCCUUCAUACAAUCUCCAAGCAGUUGUUGAUGACAAAUGCAGAUUUAGAGAUAUUUGCAUCCGACAUCCAGGAAAUACUCACGACGCUGCGGUGUUCAAAGAUUCUAAUUUAUAUAAAAAUGUACAUACACUAAUUCCACAGUCAAGCAAAAAUAUUGAUGGUAUGGAAGUGCCAUAUUUGAUUAUUGGAGAUCCAGCGUAUCCGCUGUUACCAUGGCUAAUAAAAGGCUAUCCUGGUUCAGUGACUCCCGAACAAGAUUCUUUUAAUGUUCACUUAAAUUCAGCUAGAAUUGCUGUAGAAAUGGCUUUUGGCAGAUUGCGAGGACGCUGGAGAAUUCUUCUGAAGAGACUAGAUGUAUCACAUACAUUUGUUCCGAAUAUAACCAGCGCGUGCUGCAUUCUACAUAACUUUUUAGAAUACACAAAUGAACACUUUGUGCAGCAAUGGUUUGAACAUGUGGCUGAUGCAGAAAUACUGUUUCCACAACCAGGACAUGUAAUUAACCGGGAACGCAACAAUAUUUUGGGUUCAGACAUUCGUCAGCAUUUAACAACAUAUUUAUCGCAAAAUUUUCCUUUACGCCGAAGUAUGCUGAGAUAGCUAUUAAAUGUAAACUUAAACGACUAAUGAAAACUUAUAUCUUACAUUCCAAUUAAAUAAUUGCAUAUUGAGCAUGAUAUUCAUCACAUUUUUUUUG